Molecule: messenger RNA, 1665 nt
Organism: Talaromyces rugulosus
Lineage: Eukaryota; Fungi; Ascomycota; Eurotiomycetes; Eurotiales; Trichocomaceae
Exons: 1
Coding region: 1-1665 (554 amino acids)
Biological process (GO): fatty acid elongation, monounsaturated fatty acid; fatty acid elongation, saturated fatty acid; very long-chain fatty acid biosynthetic process
Cellular component (GO): endoplasmic reticulum membrane
Molecular function (GO): fatty acid elongase activity
Source: RefSeq, a predicted model, not a curated record
AUGUUCGAGUCGUUCCAAUCCAACCCGUGGGUGAGCCUCACGCUGCCACCGCCCGCCUUCUUCACACUGCCUGGCCCUCAGCCGAUGAGUCUGGCGCCUCCGCUGAACGAGCCCUCGCUGGCACAGCCCUUUCAAAUCCCUCCCGGCCUCUACGCACAGUCUCUCGACUUCCGGGUGCCCGUCACAAUCGCAAGUGUCUACGCCGUCACCGUCCUCAUUGUGAACCGCAUCAACAAGGCCCGAGGACACAAGCCGUGGUCCGUCAGCAAGUCGACCUUGUUCAAGCAGCUGGUCAUUCUGCACAAUGUGUUCCUCGCUGUCUACUCCGCCUGGACCUGCUGGGGCAUGUGGACUGCACUGCGCAGCUCGAUUCCGCGCUUCAACAACGAGCAUGGCGCUGCCGGCAUCGUGGACGCUUUCUGCAGACUCGCCGGUCCUCGGGGCUUGGGAAAUGCCGCCCUGUACGACUCGAUUGCUGGAAAAUGGACCAUGCCCAACCCGGAAUACUCGCUCGGUGCCAAUGGACUUCCCGACCCGACUGAUGUUGGGCGGCUGUGGAACCAGGGUCUGGCAUACUACGGGUGGUUUUUCUACCUGUCCAAGUUCUACGAGGUCAUCGACACGGCAAUCAUCCUGGCCAAGGGCAAGAAGAGCUCGACGCUGCAGACUUAUCAUCAUGCCGGCGCCAUGAUGUGCAUGUGGGCCGGUAUCCGCUACAUGGGCCAGCCCAUCUGGAUUUUUGUUCUGGUCAACUCUUUCAUCCACGCCAUGAUGUACACCUACUACACCGUGACUGCCCUGCACAUCCGCGUGCCCAACGCGGUCAAGCGGUCGCUCACCACCAUGCAGAUCAUGCAGUUUAUCGGCGGAACCUUUAUGACCGUCUCGUACAUGUUCAUCCGCUAUUCCAUUCCUCUGUCUGCCUCGCGAUCCUUGUCAUUGGAAGAUCUGACCAAGGCCAUGCCCGCUGCUGUCGCCUCGGCCGCCGAGUCGGGCAUUGCCGCUGCCACAGCCUCUGCUGGCGUCGUUCCCUGGCUGAAGAAGCUCGCCUUCCGCGCCGCCGGUGCCGAGGGCAUUGCCGAGAACGUGCUCAAUGCCCAGGGCCAGCACUUUGGCGCCGACGCCGCUCGCUACUCGCAAAUCAAGCAAGAAAUCAUCCAUGCCGCGCAGUACGAGACGGUCGACUGUGUUGACAACAACGGGCAGGCCUUUGCCAUCUUGCUCAAUGUCAUGUACCUCCUGCCAUUGACUUAUCUGUUUGCGCGCUUCUUCGUCAGGUCCUACCUGCGCCGUAUCGAGCCAGCAGCCGACGGACAAAAGCCAUCCAACCAGAUGCACCAGGUCGAGCAAGCCGGUCUGGAUGCGCUCAAGGGUGUCAGCCGUGAGAUCCGCCGGGCUGCUAUGGAGCAGAACGGCGACGGUGACACUUCGGCCACGGACGAAGAGUUCACGUGGGGUCAAGACCGGCUUCGCCCACUCACUGCAAUUGCGAAGAAAAAGACUGAGAAGGUGGAACCCAUUGUCGAGAGCAGCAGCUCUAAUAGCUCUACUGAUAGCUUUGAGGCCGUGCCACCCAAACACCGGGCCAAGCGGAGCGAGGCCGAGGCAUCUGCGUCGCCGGUCAAAUCUUCAAACACGUUCGGGGUGCUGAAAGACGAUGCAUGA